AUGUUCUCCAUCGUGUCGGUGCUGCUCUUCGUGGCUGCGGUCGCGAAAGCUGCCUCUAUCCAAGACCCAACAGUAUUUCAACUCACUCGCAUCAUCAACGGUACAAAUGCGCUGAUCGAAGACUACCCGUACCAAAUAUCCCUCCAAUACGGACCCGAGCACAUGUGCGGAGGCUCGAUCAUCGACAAAUAUUGGAUCCUGACCGCUGGCCACUGCGUCGACGUACCCAGUCCCGAUCAGAUGUACGUUCGAGCCGGUACGAGCUACGUGAAGGAGGGCGGAACUAUUCAUCGCAUGGCCAAGAUCAUCCGUCACCCCGAGUACACAGUCAACGAAUACGGCAACCCCGUGGACGACAUCGCCCUGAUCAAACUCGAGAACCCGAUCGUCUACGACAAAAAACGCAGAGCCAUCAAGCUGUACAAAAAAAACGAGAGGACCAGAGCCGGUGCGAUGGCUUCCAUCACCGGAUGGGGUGUGACCAUGGAAUUCCAGACUCCGUUCCAGCUGCAAUCCGUGAAACUGCCGAUCAUAGACAGCGCGGUGUGCAACGAGGCCUACAGAGAUGCAGGCGGUCUGCCCCACAAGCAGAUCUGCGCCGGUUACUUGGGCGUCGGUGGCAAGGACUCUUGCCAGGGUGACUCCGGCGGCCCGCUCGUCGUUGGGAAGCGUCUGGCCGGCAUCAUCUCCUGGGGCUUGGACUGUGCUCAGCCCGAUUACCCCGGCGCCUACACCGAGGUCGCGGCCUACCGCGACUGGAUCGCCGAGAACAUGAACAGCAACUGA
This is a messenger RNA of Trichogramma pretiosum, 786 nucleotides long. RefSeq names its product trypsin-1-like. NCBI's taxonomy places the organism in Eukaryota, Metazoa, Arthropoda, Insecta, Hymenoptera, Trichogrammatidae. The transcript is spliced from 2 exons. Gene Ontology annotation, molecular function: serine-type endopeptidase activity. Gene Ontology annotation, biological process: proteolysis. The record is from RefSeq and is a predicted model, not a curated record. The coding region runs from base 1 to 786 and encodes 261 amino acids.